Messenger RNA from Zymoseptoria tritici IPO323, 1161 nucleotides. RefSeq lists its product as uncharacterized. Gene Ontology annotation, molecular function: protein binding. The transcript has 2 exons. NCBI's taxonomy places the organism in Eukaryota, Fungi, Ascomycota, Dothideomycetes, Mycosphaerellales, Mycosphaerellaceae. The record is from RefSeq and is a predicted model, not a curated record. The coding region runs from base 1 to 1161 and encodes 386 amino acids.
AUGCAUGGUACAGCGCCAGCGACUCGUAUGGGCCUACUUCUGGUAACAUCUCACCAAAUGAGUGACCUCUCUCCGGAGCUGGGUCCGCCGCCGACUGGCCAAGCAUCUUUCCCGACUUCACGACGAAGCUUUUGCUUUGCUUUCAUCCAAGUUCAUACACCCACACUUGUCACGACCGACGCCGCAUCGCUCGCUGCCGCCGUCGAACUCCAAUACUACACGCCUGUGCACACAACGCAGCGGAACUCCAUGCGCAAAUCCUCCCGCAUCAUGGCACAGCCAGCCAUCAUCGCACCGCCACGCAUCGUCAACAAACCCAAACCCGUCGUCGGCGCCUCUUGUGGUCACAAAUGCGAGGACAAAGCGGCAUGCAGUCACAAGUGCUGUCAAGUACCGCUCAUCCUCGCCGCCUGGCCGUCGUGUGACGACUUCAUCAACUCGCCUCCCGUACUCGUCUGCCUGCUGGAAUCCUUGCCAGUAGAGGAUCUGUUCCGCCUUCGACAUGUCAACAAGACUUGGAAGGACACCAUCGAGACAUCUACAGCCUUCCGCCAGGCUGCGUUCCUCGAAUCCGAGCCGACGGGCGAGACUUUUCAUGCUUCCAUCAAAGAAGCACUGCUUGAACCCGUGUCAAAAUAUCAGCAGACGGACGCACAACGCUUCUGGGGCGUGAAGGAGUAUGAUGUCAUCGAUGCGCCUUCUCGCCAGGUCCGAAUCAACCCAUUCCUCUUCGCAACCUCUCCCUGCUGGUACCGCAAUGACCUGCGCUAUCCAGAGCCUGAGAACUUCUCCCCAGAUGGUGCGCCGCUCUGGACUUCCCUGGUACCAAAGUUCGAUGCCAUCCGCGACGUGGACGACAAAUCCUCUUGCAUGGAGAUGUUCCUCACGCAGCCGCCAGUGAAAGAGGUCAUUGUGGACAUUCAUCAGCGGGCCACGCACAUCGCAUAUGGGUGGGUGGAGGAACAUACGGUCCCGCUCUUGCUCUCGACGGACGGCGAUGGAUUCCGCUACCGUGACCUCCACAAAUGGCUGAAUAGCUUCAGGGGGCUGGCGGGCUUUGAGAAGGUCGAGAUCAUCGACGGGCCAGGCAUCAUUCACAUUCCGAGGUGCGAGGCGAUUGGAGAGCAUGUCAUGCCAAGAGCCCAGCGAAAGAAGCGCUGA